Molecule: messenger RNA, 4822 nt
Organism: Cutaneotrichosporon oleaginosum
Lineage: Eukaryota; Fungi; Basidiomycota; Tremellomycetes; Trichosporonales; Trichosporonaceae
Biological process (GO): transmembrane transport
Cellular component (GO): membrane
Molecular function (GO): ATP binding; ABC-type transporter activity; ATP hydrolysis activity
Source: RefSeq, a predicted model, not a curated record
GCGCUCGACCUGGAAAAUAUUUAUCCGCCAACACCGAGGUGGUACGAGACAACCGAGCGAACGACCCGCUCUUGCGUCCAGCGUGAAUAGCGGCUCCUUCCAUUGUCAACUUCACCUGCUGCUCGAUCGAGAGUAUCGAGAAUGGCGCCGACGCCAACCAGCAAGACGGGGCUGGAAACAGCCCCACCAGUAAACCCCCAAGUGGUGGAAUAUGAUAUCGCCGAGUCGCGGGACGCGGUCCGCGACGAGCACGAGCAUUCGGACGGCGGCACGGCCGUCGAGGACCUGCAGCGGAGCGCGAACGGCUCGUUCGUCGGCGACCUCGAGGACCGGCACGUCUCCGUCAGCCGCGGCAAACAGGAGUUUGCUGCACUCGAGCGCAAGUUCUCGGCCAUGAGCCAGGAGAGCGCCGACGCGCCACCGACCAUGCUUCGCCGCGUGUCGACGGGCAUGUCGUUCCGCUCAGCACGCAGCAACAUGGUACCGCCGCGCCGCACGACCACGCACAUGAGCAUCGCAGAGGGCAAGGAGGCGCCCGACGUCGAGAAGGCGGCGGGUCAGGAUGACAGCGAGUUCAACCUCGCGGACGAGCUGCGUGCCGGCCGCGAGGCGUGCGACUCGGCCAACAUCAAGCCCAAGCGUGUCGGUGUUGUGUGGGAAGACCUAGAGGUCGUUGGUGGUGGAGGCAUUCGUAUGAACAUUCGCACCUUCCCCAACGCUAUCGUUGAGCAGUUCUUGAUGCCCGCUCUCAGUGUGCUCGGCGUCUUCGGCUACAAGCCGUUCGCUCCCAAGCCCAAGACGAUCCUGCACCCCAAUUCCGGUGUUCUGCGGCCGGGCGAGAUGUGUCUCGUCCUCGGCCGCCCCGGCUCGGGCUGCUCGACAUUCCUCAAGUCAAUCGCCAACCAGCGCGAUUCGUUCCUAUCCGUCAACGGCGAUGUCGACUACGCCGGCAUCCCCGCCAAGGAGAUGCACAAGCUGUACGCCGGCGAGGUGCUGUACAACCAGGAGGACGACGACCACCUCCCGACGCUCACGGUCGCGCAGACGCUGCGCUUCGCGCUGCGCCUCAAGACGCCCAAGAAGCUCCCCGGCGUCUCGGCGCGCGAGUACCGCGAGAACCUCCUCGAGCUGCUCCUCUCCAUGCUCAACAUCAAGCACACGGCGAACACUGUCGUCGGUAACGCUUUCAUUCGUGGUGUCUCGGGUGGUGAGCGCAAGCGUGUCUCCAUUGCCGAGCAGUUCUGCUCCGGCGCCGCCCUGUGCUCGUGGGACAACUCCACCCGUGGUCUCGACGCCUCGACGGCACUCGACUACGCCAAGUCCCUCCGCCUCCUCACCGACAUCAUGCAGCAGACAACUUUCGUCUCGCUUUACCAGGCCGGCGAAGGCAUCUACAAGCAGUUCGACAAGGUGCUGCUCCUGAACGACGGCCACGUCGUCUACUUCGGCCCCGCCGCCGAAGCGCGCGCCUACAUGGUCAGCCUCGGCUUCCUCGACCUCCCCCGUCAGACGUCGGCCGACUACCUUUCGGGCUGCACGGACCCCAACGAGCGCCGCUACCAGGAGGGCCGUGACGAGACCAACGUCCCCUCGACGCCCGAGGCGAUGGAGGAGGCGUACCGCAAGGCAGACAUCUACGCGCGCAUGGUAGCCGAGAAGGACGAGUACAAGGCGCAGAUGCAGGCCGAGGAGAAGGACCGCGAGGAGUUCCGCAUCGCCGUCCGCGAGCAGAAGCACCGUGGUGUGGGCAAGACCUCGCCAUUCACCGUCUCGUUCUAUGCCCAGGUCAUGGCCAUCGUCCAGCGCCAGAUUAUCCUCAAGUUCCAGAACAAGUUUGACAUCUACACGUCCUACGCUACCUCGAUCAUCAUUGCUCUUAUUGUCGGUUCCGUCUACUUCCGCCUGCCUGAGACGGCGAGCGGCGCGUUCACCCGCGGCGGUCUUCUCUUCUUGGGUCUCCUGUUCAACGCUCUCACGUCCUUCUCAGAGCUGCCCGGUCAGAUGCUCGGUCGGCCCAUUCUGUAUCGCCAGGUCGGGUAUCGCUUCUACCGUCCCGCAGCUUACGCUGUUGCGGCCGUUGUGAGCGAUGUGCCGUUCAACGCAACCAACAUUUUCAUCUUCGCCAUAAUCUUGUACUUCAUGGGCGGUCUCGCGGCCUCUGCUGGAGCCUUCUUCAUGUUCUACUUGUUCGUCUUUACGACAUUCAUGGUCAUGGCUGGCUUCUUCCGCACCCUCGGUGUCGCGACAAGCGACUACAACGUCGCCGCGCGUCUGGCAUCCAUCCUGAUCAGUUUGAUGGUGUCCUACGCAGGCUACAUGAUCCCGCAGUUCGCCAUGAAGCGCUGGCUGUUCUGGAUCUCGUACCUCAACCCGCUCUACUACGGCUACGAGGCGCUGUUCGCCAACGAGUUCUCACGGAUCACGAUGCGUUGCGACGCAAACUACAUCAUCCCAACCAACAUUCCCCAGCUCGGCAUCACAGGCUACCCCUCCGGCGUAGGCCCCAACCAGAUGUGCGCGCUCCCGGGCUCGUCGCCCGGCACCGACAUGGUCACGGGCACGGCCUACAUGGCCGCCGGGUUCCAGUACUCGAAGGCCCACAUCUGGCGCAACUUCGGCGUGCUCAUCGGCUGGUUCUGCUUCUACAUGUUCAUGCAGAUGUUCUUUAUGGAGAAGCUCAAGCUCGGAGCCGCACACCUUGCUAUCGUCGUCUUUGCUAAGCCCACCAAGGAGCUCAAGGAGCUCAAUGAGCGUCUCGAGGAGCGCAAGGAGGGAUACCGCGCCGGCAAGCUCGACCAGGACCUCAGCAACCUCGGCAUGGCGCCCACCCCCUUCACCUGGGAAGGUCUCAAGUACACCGUCCCUGUGCCCGGCGGCAAGCGCCAGCUCCUCAACGAUGUGUACGGCUAUGUCAAGCCUGGCUCUCUUACGGCCCUUAUGGGUGCAUCGGGUGCCGGCAAGACGACUCUGCUUGACGUUCUGGCUGCCCGCAAGUCUAUCGGUGUGAUUGAGGGCGAUCUCCUCAUGAACGGCCGCCCUGUUGACGUCUCUUUCGCCCGUGGUUGUGCGUACGCCGAGCAGCUCGACGUACACGAGUGGACGACGACUGUGCGUGAGGCUCUCCGCUUCUCGGCAUACCUCCGCCAGCCGGAGAGUGUGCCCAAGGCCGAGAAGGACGCGUAUGUCGAGGACAUCAUUGAGCUCCUCGAGCUCCAGGACCUCGCGGACGGCAUGAUUGGUUUCCCCGGUUACGGUCUGUCUGUCGAGGCACGCAAGCGUGUCACUAUCGGCGUCGAGCUUGCCGCCAAGCCCGACCUCCUCUUGUUCUUGGACGAGCCUACCUCGGGUCUUGACGGCCAGUCGGCCUACAACAUCGUCCGCUUCCUGCGCAAGCUCGCUGCCGCCGGCCAAAAAAUCCUGUGCACCAUCCAUCAGCCUAACGCGCUUCUUUUCCAGUCGUUCGACCGCCUCCUGCUUCUCCAGCGUGGCGGCGAGUGCGUCUACUUCGGUGACAUUGGGCCCGACUCGGCUACUCUCAUCGACUACCUUGAGCGUAACGGCGCCAAGGUCCCUGACGACGCCAACCCCGCCGAGUUCAUGCUCGAGGCUAUUGGCGCCGGCUCGCGUAAGCGCAUCGGCGGCGACUGGCACGAGAAGUGGAAGGCGAGCCCCGAGUUUGCUAGGGUUAAGGAGGAGAUCAAGGAGCUCAACGCCGCCGCGCUCGCCAAGCCAAUCACGGACGACGGCAAGCCGCGCGAGUACGCGACCUCGUUCAUGUUCCAGUUCAAGACUGUGCUGCGCCGCACCAACAUUGCUCUUUGGCGCAAUGCCGACUACCAGUACACUCGUCUGUUCGCGCAUCUUGCUAUCGGUCUCGUUGUCGCCCUCACCUUCUUGAACCUCGACAACAGCCUCCAGUCGCUCCAGUACCGCGUCUUCGUCGUCUUCUACGCCACCGUCCUGCCCGCGCUCAUUCUCGCUCAAAUCGAGCCGCAGUACAUCAUGUCCCGCAUGACAUUCAACCGCGAGGCGUCGUCCAAGAUGUACUCGAGCACGAUCUUUGCCCUUACCCAGCUCAUCGCGGAGAUGCCGUACUCGGUGCUCUGCGCCACGGCAUUCUUCCUCCUGAUCUACUACCCCGUCGGCUUCCCCUUCGCGUCGGACCGCGCCGGCUACUUCUUCUUCAUGGUCCUCAUCACCGAGGUGUACUCGGUCACGCUGGGCCAAGCGCUCGCGGCCCUCUCGCCCUCGAUCAUGAUUGCCGCGCUCUUCAACCCCUUCCUGCUGGUGCUCUUCUCGGUCUUCUGCGGUGUCACGGCGCCCCCCGUCACCCUCCCCUACUUCUGGCGCAAGUGGAUGUGGCCCCUCGACCCCUUCACCUACCUCAUCGAGGGUCUCGUCUCCACCGUCCUCCAGGAUGUGCCCGUGCAGUGCAAGCCGAGCGAGUUCCACCGCUUCAGCCCGCCCUCGGGCCAGACCUGCGCCGAGUGGGCCGGCAAGUUCGCCGAUGUCAUGGGCGCGUACCUCAACAACCCCAACGCCACGUCCGACUGCGAGUACUGCCAGUACCGUGACGGCCAGGCGUUCUUCGCCAACCUGUCUAUCAACUUCGCCAACCGCUGGCGCGACGUGGGCAUCUUUAUCUGCUACGUCGUGUUCAACAUUAUGGUUCUCCUCGUCGCUGCUCGCUUCCUGCGCUGGCAGAAGCGGUAAGCGUUGGUGGAGAACAGGCCCCCCCCUGAGUUUAGGUGGUGCCUGAGGAAAUCAGCGCCGAGUGCGAUAGAGUUAAUAGAUGUGACCGAUGAACAUUUUGAGAUAACGG